AUGGAGAAAGACAUUACUUCGUUAAAUAGGACUCGUGGUGGAAUCAAGGCGCAAAUAACUAGACUAUUAGCGUCAAUAAAGGAUCAGCAGUUAGAGGAUGUUGAAAUAGAAGAAAUUGAAGUCAAGUUGGAUAAAGUGCAUAAAUUAAAUCAACAGUUUGAACUUUUAAGACAAGACUACUACAAAGUUGUGAAAAAAGAUGAAGAUUUAGUGGAAAUUGAAAAUAGCUUCGAGGAUAUCGACUCGGAUCUCCUAAAAUUGGAGUAUUUGUGUAACAUCUGCAAUGGUAAUCACAAUUAUCUCUUGCACAGACAUAGCAAACCUUCGAGCGAAGGAGAAAAUGUUACUCAUUCCGAAGCAAUUCCUUCGGAGCCGAGGACUGAUUUCUCCCCCAAAGAUGUGACCUUGGCCGAUUCACAGCGUACUUCCUCUGCCUGCUUACUUAUAAAAAAUAAAAGCGUUCUACUUCCAACUGCAAUAGUACUUAUUCAGAAUAUUUAUGGCCACUUCUCAAGAGCUAGAGUAAUACUUGACAGUGCUUCUCAGGCAAAUUUUGUAACAAAGCAGUUUGCUGACAAUGCUAAUUUGCGAAAACAAAAAAUAAAUACAUCGGUUUCUGGAUUGGGAGGAAUUUCUACUUCGAUUGAAUAUGAGGCUGUUGCUAAUAUCGCCAAUUGUAAUGGAUCUUUCUGCUUAUCACAAACCUUUUUUGUAAUAGAUAAAAUUACGGAUAUGGUUCCGGCAACAAAUGUUAAUUUAGAGAAUUUAGAAAUUCCACAGGUUAUGCUUGGUGAUCCGGAAUUUACACGGAGUUCCAAAAUCGAUGCCCUUUUGGGUGCUGAAACCUUCUUUGAAAUUGUUAAGGGUGAACAAAUACGUUCAUCUCUAAAUUCAUUAAUAUUUCAAAAUACUGUAUUUGGUUAUGUCGCUGGUGGCUAUGUAAAUGCAAAUAAUCAGGAGCCAUGUACUAAUUUAUGUACUUUAGUUUCUCGAAAUGAAAAUAUUGAAAAUGUAAUCGAAAAAUUCUGGUUAGUGGAAAAUAUUAGUGAAGAAAAUACUAUUCUUAGUAGUGAAGAAGAGUUUUGCGAGGCUCAUUUUAAAGAAACCCACACCAGAAAUAAGGAUGGUCGAUUCGUAGUUAAAAUGCCGAUGAAAGAAGGUUUGUUGGGUGAUUCUAAAGCCUUAGCCAACGUUAGACUUAACCAAACAGUUAAGCGAUUGCAUAAGAAUCCCAUGAUGAAAAAUUUAUAUAAGGAAUUUAUUGCAGAAUACGAAAGUUUGGGUCAUAUGGAAAAAGCGAAUAAUGACCUUUGUGAAGGAUCUUAUUAUUUGCCGCAUCAUGGAGUUUAUAAACCUGAAAACUCAACCACAAAAUUAAGGGUUGUAUUUAAUGCCAGUGCCCCUAGUACAUCGGGACAAAGUUUAAAUGAUUUGCUUCUUGCCGGUGCAGUGAAAGAAAAUAUUUUUGAAAUAAUGUCUAGAUUUCGGACUUAUAAAUACGCAUUUACGGCAGAUAUUAAAAAGAUGUACCGUCAAAUAUUAAUUGAUGAAUCGUAG
Messenger RNA from Argiope bruennichi, 1557 nucleotides. RefSeq lists its product as uncharacterized. The coding region runs from base 1 to 1557 and encodes 518 amino acids. The transcript is spliced from 2 exons. NCBI's taxonomy places the organism in Eukaryota, Metazoa, Arthropoda, Arachnida, Araneae, Araneidae. The record is from RefSeq and is a predicted model, not a curated record.